GUCUUGACCUGGGGACGCCCAGUGUCUACCUGUUAUGACCUGGGGACGCCCAGUGUCUCCCUAUGGGGCAGGGACAGAGUAUGGCAGGCAGGGUAAGGUGUACACCCUUGGAAUGCAUUCUGGUGAAUUGGAAAGUGUUUGGAUCUGAUCCGUUGAUUAAAAGUAAACUGAAAAGGUUCUGUACAGUAGACUGGCCUCAAUAUCAGCUAGAGGACCAGGAAAGGUGGCCACAGGAAGGAUCACUUAAUUAUAACACGAUCCUUCAAUUACUUCUGUUUUGUCAGCAAACGGGUAAAUGGAAUGAACAUAUGUAUGUACAGUUGUUUAUGUUGUUAAGAGAUAGGUUAGAUAUUUUGCAAAAGUGUAAUUUGAUUCCGACAGGUUCGGUAGUAACUAUUGUUAGUCCCCAGAACCCCCCCACAGCUGUAAUGGCAGGUCCGGUGUCCCCUUCGGCUAUCACACCCCCACCAUAUAAAGACAAGGUGUCUCAGGUCCCAGAGAUUGCCCCCUCGGUGGAAUUUUAUCCGUUGAUCACUGAGACCGUGGUGUCCAGACAUGGCUCAGAUAGGAAUCAGGCCACUACUAUGCAGGUUUACACCCAUGUGCCUUUUAACCCGGUGGACCUAGCAGCCUUUAAGGCACAGGCAGGGGAAUUCUCUACGAACCCAAGCAAGUUUAUCUCGGUCUUUGAAGGGUGCCUGGCUAGUUGUAAGCCUGACGGGAAUGAUUGUAAUGUCCUUAUGCGGACCCUGCUGUCUGAGGUGGAGCAUGAUCAGGUUGUGUCUAAAGAAAAGGAAAAGAGGCAAGCGAAAAUGAUGGUCACAGCAGUACAGGCCGGUGGCAGGGGAAAAUUCCAGGAAGGUGGAAGGGGCCGGGGAAUAAGAGGACGUGGGCGCCCUGGCUCACAGGAAAGGCGUCUGGGUCGCAACCAGUGUGCCAGAUGCCGAAAGGAGGGACAUUGGAAAAAUGAGUGCCCCGAAAGAGAAGGUACCCCUAUGAUGGCAGCGGAGGAUCAAGAAUAGAAGUGUCAGGGGAGACGGACUAUCCUGCCCCCGGAACCCCGAGUAAACAUGAAGGUGGGAUAUUCGGACAUAGACUUUUUAAUAGACUCUGGAGCUGCACAAACCGCCAUAAACCAACCCCUGCAGCUGCCUGUGUCAGAGUCCCUCACUGUGGUGGGUGCUACAGGGAAAGGAACCAAGUGCCCAGUAUAUGCCCCAGCGGAAUGUGCUUUGGGAAACAGAACUCUAUCUCACAGACUGGUUUACCUCCCUGAUUGUCCAACGCUUCUACUAGGACGGGACCUGCUUUGUCGCUUAGGAGCCACCCUGCAUUUCACCCAAGAUGAAAUAACCCUCACCUUACCCCCAGAGAAUGCCUGGAUAAUGACUCUUGCAACUGAGCCCUCAGCCAUGCAAGCCCCAGAGUGGAGCCAGUGGGAAGACAAAAGGAGGGUUAAAAAGCAGCUUUGCUGGACAGUGUUGGCCCAGGGAUUUAAAAAUUCCCUCACCCUUUUUGGCCAGGCCCUGGCCAGAGACUUGGAGGAGUGGGACAAUGAGGACAGGGUCCUCCUCCUGCAAUAUGUGGAUGAUUUGUUAAUUGCUGCUGUGGGUCUCACCCCUUGCCUUAAAGCCACUGUGAGCCUCCUGAACUUUGUUGGACUCCUCAAAAGUGGGUGUGCUCGUCCUGGUUUGUUGCUCCAAAGCUCUGUAUAGAAGUUAUUUUACUGGAAGGGUGCAUAAUGGCAACGUGUAUGUGUUCAUUGUUGGGAAAAGGUGUAUGAGUGAAGAGUGGAAGUUUCCUUUGUAAGUUAAAAGAAGCCAAGAAGGAGAGAAGGAAAAAGAACAGAACGAGUUAACUGAGGGAAAAAAUAUAGCUAGCAAGCUCAGUCCAAAGAUAAGAUGCUGGCACCAUCCAAGGACACUGCCCAGACCUAAGACUUGGCCGGCAGCCAAGAAAAAAGGGGGGGGGGGGGGCUGAAUGGGCCCAAGCAACUAUAAAAUCUGCAAAACACUGUCAGGCAUUAAUGAAAUGUGUUAGGUUUCUUUUCUCACAGAUAAAAGAAGUGCUACCCAAAGACCCUAGCAGCCCUGCCAUUCAUUGAAACAAGGAGACUGAGUCUACGUAAAGUCCAUCAACGAAAAACUGCUUUGGCUCCACACUGGAAAGGCCCUUUCCAAGUCCUGUUCACCACCAACACCGCUGUGAAGUACCAAGGACUGCCCACCUGGACCCAGGCUUCUCACUGUAAAAAGACCCCUCCACCUCGGGAGGACUCUCCGACUGAUGAUAAGCCUAUUUAAAGACAGGGUGAUGUGCUAGUAACCUCUCCCCUGUAUGAUACUGAACCACACUGUUUCAGGAAAAGAGAAGAAGGAACACUUGCUUCACUGAAAUCACAAAGUCCAGGAAUUCCUGACUACAAAAGACAUUAAGAACUGACCCUGGUGAAGAAACAAAGAAUUAUACGCUGGCAGGGAGGCUCUUAGACCCCUGGCCUCCCAGGUACAGGCUGAAUGUCUAGUCUGCCAAAAGAACAACCCUCGAGCUGGAGUGUCAGUGCCACCAGCCACUCUGGAACCUACCCCAGGCCUGGUUUGGCAAAUAGACUUUACUGAGUUCUCCCGGACCCAAGGAUUCAAAUACCUUUUCGUCUUGGUGGAUCGAUUCAGCGGAUGGCCUGAAGCCUUCUCACGCCAUAACAACACUGCCAAGACGGUGGCUCUGAAAUUUGUCAAGGAGAUCAUUCCCCGCUUCGGACUCCCCCAGUGGAUGGAAUCUGACAAUGGAACACACUUUACAUCCCAAGUUGUUCAGAAGAUAUCGGAUGCCCUGCAAAUCCCCUGGAAGCUCCACACUCCAUGGCGACCGCAGGCCAGUGGAGUAGUGGAAUGCACAAAUCAGACACUUAAGCGGCACCUCUCAAAGGUAUACCAGAGAUUUGCAGCCUCUCCCGCUGAAUGCCCCUGUCCACUCCCUGCAACCUGGUGAUUCCAUUCUCGUUCGGACCUGGAAGGACGAGCCUCUCCAAGAGAAGUGGAAGGGACCCCACACCAUCCUGCUGGUCUCCCACACAGCAGCAAAGGUCGAGGGACACAAGAACUGGAUUCAUCACUCCCGUCUGAAGGCAGUGCCCGCUCCUGAACGGUGGACCGUCCAGCCUACGGAAAAGGACUACCAGCGAUGACCUGGGACUUAAACUGUUAUUCAAAAGACAAUAAGGCCUGCUGGAAAUGCCCUGUGGUCUCUUUGGACAGUCGCAGCGCACUCCCCGUGAAAACUCUAAGCGUUGGUUGUGUUUACUCUCACAGGGCCGGCCUAACCUGGUGGCCUGGUCCUUUUGUUUUUAAUCUGCCUACUAUUGGUAAUUGAUAUUUUGUGGGUAUUUGGGGAAUUGUAAUUGUUAGGCCCUAGGGUCACCUGCCCAGCAUGAGUUCAGGUCCAGGGUCUGCCACAGUAGUACUCUUUGCCAUAGGGACACUCCUUUCGUUACCUCCCGUUUCCCCCAGGCACAUGUGGGAUGGAAAGGGAUCCCUACUAACUUGGAAACAAACACAUAUGAGUCCUUGAAGGUUUGCUUUGCCCAAGAGUUUAACCUCUCUAACUGCUGAGUA
Molecule: messenger RNA, 3614 nt
Organism: Malaclemys terrapin pileata
Lineage: Eukaryota; Metazoa; Chordata; Testudines; Emydidae
Exons: 2
Coding region: 63-1022 (319 amino acids)
Biological process (GO): viral process
Molecular function (GO): zinc ion binding; nucleic acid binding
Source: RefSeq, a predicted model, not a curated record